AUAUAUAGCAUAAAGCCAGAGAAACAGAACCGAAAAGGAAAAAGAAAUAGUUACAAAGUUUGGACACAUGAAAAGGACUUGUGAAACUUCUGAUGCUUUGCUGAAGAAUGGUAAAGACAGAAACAGAGAUAUGUGUAUUUGCGUAACCGAUGAGGACGAGAAACCUCCAGUAAUGACUCCUGAGGUUAUCAUAGUCAAUGAUAUCCAUGCUCAUACGUGCAUUGACAACCGCAUCUAUUGUCCAACAGAAACAAAACCUCCAUCUCCGUACUUAAGCGAACACGAAAAAAAUGAGCCCAUGCGACGAAGAGAUAAUGUUUUCAUGUCAUCUAAUGAUGAUGUCAACUACGAAGCAAUUAGCAUGAUUAAUGUUACUUUGACUUUUUUGGUUCAAAUGGUUUAA
Molecule: messenger RNA, 403 nt
Organism: Stegodyphus dumicola
Lineage: Eukaryota; Metazoa; Arthropoda; Arachnida; Araneae; Eresidae
Source: RefSeq, a predicted model, not a curated record